Trichobilharzia regenti is the source of this 2411-nucleotide messenger RNA. The record is from the annotation of a GenBank genome assembly. Lineage: Eukaryota; Metazoa; Platyhelminthes; Trematoda; Strigeidida; Schistosomatidae.
AUGGCCGAGAUAAAUGCAGCGUCGGCAUCAACGGAGGCUGUUUCACAAACUGUCCUUCCUGUUGAGGUCGAGCCCUCUUCAGUGAACACUGAUAGUAUGAAUAAUGAAAUCGAGGUGGUGCCAUCGACACCGUGCACCAGCGUAACACCAUGUGCCAGUACUGCGGAAAUGUGCACACAAGUCUCUUCUGAACGUGAUGAAUUGACAAAUAUGCUUCUGAAUAUCCUAGUCACCACGAACAUAUCACAAGCAGACGCUAACAGAAUCUUGGAGAUAUUCCGUGCAAAAUUGCCUCAGCUACCAAAAACCGUUAGAAGUGUACUGAGAAUGUGUGGGUCAUGCGAUUCUAGACUACUGGGAGAAGGAAUGUAUUGCCACAUCGGUCUCAAAAAAUGUUUGCAGCACUACAUGGAGAUGUCGUCUGUGAUUGAAACUCCCAGCAACAUAAUUGACCUGCAGUUGAAUGUCGACGGUUUGUCCAUCUCGAAGUCUACUAACCAGCAGUUAUGGCCCCUGUUAGGUAGGAUUACGGCACCGUUUUUAAGCAGUGUUUUCUUGAUAGGUAUAUAUGGUGGUCCUAGCAAGCCCAGCAGUUACAAAGAGUUAUGCAUUGACUUGGUAUCUGAACUGAAGGAGAUAUUAAGUCAAGGCAUACACAUUACCAGACUUCAUAGGCAUUUCAACGUUCGUUUAACAGCCGUCAUCUGUGAUGCACCGGCUAGAGCGGACUUGAAGUAUAUAGUAGGUCAUAAUGCUAGUUCAGGUUGCGACAAAUGCACAGUCACUGGAGUUAAAGUUGAUGGAAGAAUGAUAUUUGGAAAUGGCUUCUUCCCAAUAAGAACUGACGAAAGCUUCCGUCAAAGGAUGCAGUCAAGUCACCACCGUGGAGACUGCAUUUUUGAGGAGUUAAACAUUGAUAUGGUUAAGUGUUUCCCCCGUGAUCCAAUGCACCUAGUGUAUUUAGGGGUAGUAAGGAAGCUUGUAAGUCUCUGGCAAGACUUAGCUAAAAAGAAUGAGAUGCACGUGGACCGUAUUAUGCUAGGAAAUAUUGACGGAAAGAUAUUAGACUGUUCCGGAAUGACACCCAAAGACUUCCCGAGGAAAUGUAGGGGGCUAACCGAAGUCAGUCGGUGGAAAGCCACAGAAUGUCGCCUGUUCCUCCUGUACAUAGGACCAGUUGUACUUAAGGACAUAAUGCCACCGGCUAUUUAUCGAAACUUCCAAAGAUUAAGUCUAGCAGUGUACCUUUUGUCUCACCCUAGAUUUCAUAGAAAUUACUUGGAAGGUUGCAGAGUUGAGUUAAUCAACUUUCUAAACGAGUUUGAGGUUAUAUACGGUAGAAAGCACCUAGUUUAUAACAUCCAUUGUCUGCAACACUUGACCGAAGAUGUCAAUCAAAUGGGACCGUUGGAAUCUUUUUCGGCCUUCCCAUUUGAAUCUUAUAUGCAGACAAUAAGGCGAUCAAUACAUUCCUACAAUGCAAUCGCUAAGCAAGCGGCAAACCGUUUUGCUGAAAAGGUGCUCCACGACUGCAAAUCAGGAGGAGUACGCAAUGAAGUUUUAAAUGAGUGUGAGGUGGAUACACGUAGGCAAACAGUUAAUACUAGGAAUACACUCAUUACUUCCUCUUCACCAGAUAACUUAGUUAUAGCUUACGGUAGACCGGGUCUGAUAACUGAGAUAAAUAGGGAUGGACUAAUAUUCAGACCUUAUGCAGAUUGUGGUGAUUUCUUCGAGCAACCAUUUAAGUCAUCCCACAUUGGGAUAUGGAAGUGCUCUAAAGUUAGCCCAUACAAGGUAGAGAUUAGUCCGUCAGACAUUACUUGUAAGUGUUUUGGAAUGCGUACAGAUAGACAGUUGUGUCAAUCGUCGGCAUUCCUGCAUUCAAUUGCCAAGCGGACUAAUAAGACAAAAGAAAAGAAGAAUUAUGCUGUUUUACGGAAAGCUGGGUCCAAAGAAUUAUUCAUAGCUGCCAGCAGUUGGAUGCUAUCCGAAGACCUGUGCUUGUAUCACAGCAGUAUAACAGAUAAUGAAGUUGAGGCUUGCGUUAGACCUCGACCGGACUGGGUGCUAACGGAUUGUGAAAUGUUAGCUGAACUAGACUCUUUCGUAGAAGCCAAGAAUACAUUGCAGGCUACUAAACGAAUAUACAGUGUACUCUCAAAUUCAGAUAAUAUGGAGGAAACAUUACCUCUUACCAAUUCCAAACGUCCAAGAGUUGAGACGAAGAACUCGUCUUACGCUUACGACUCAAUGGAACUUGAAGCAGUGGAGGCACAGAAAGUUUGUUUGCCUUCAAAAUACCCGACAACAAAUUUCAUGGCAACUGUUAUGUCACCGAUAGCCAGCACUUCCACUCAACAAAUGCCAGUGGCAACUUCACCUAUAGCGCAACUAGUUCAGCAGACUAC